Messenger RNA from Geodia barretti, 1104 nucleotides. Lineage: Eukaryota; Metazoa; Porifera; Demospongiae; Tetractinellida; Geodiidae. The record is from the annotation of a GenBank genome assembly.
AUGUCAUCCAAACUUCACGUCUUGAACUCUUCGGAGGAGGCCGGUCGUUCCGGCGCGCGCCGCCCACCUGGUCCGUUGGCGCUCGAGCUGCAGAAGACAAUGUUGAGACUGAAGGGUCAGUACAUGUCAGAGGACGGGCGGGAGGUCCACUAUCACCAGCUGAGGUCCAGUGGACUGUUUCAGGACUACGAGGGUGUAGCCAGACAACUGUGCGAUUGCGAUCUGACUGAGCUUGACGACAAUGAGAAAAAAGCGUUUUUUGUCAAUGUGUACAAUGCACUAACGGUGCACGGUCUGGCAAGAGCAGACCCUCUCCCAGCAUCUGUCCUGGAGCUGGACAGAUUCUGGGCCCUCACUGCCUACAAUAUAGGAGGUCACCUCUUCUCCCUGGACGACAUUGAGCACGGUGUCCUGAGAGGAAACAGGCCGCAUCCGAUGGCAGAUAAACCACCGUUUUCCGAGGACGAUCCUCGGAGACAGUUUGCCCUUAAAUCCUGCGAUGCCCGGAUACACUUUGCCCUCGUCUGUGGAGCAAAGUCGUGUCCAGCGAUACAGGUCUACUCUAGCUCCAACAUUGAGCAGGCUCUCACGACUGCUGCGGAGAGUUUCUGCUCCCAGGAGGUGGCGGUGGACGAGGGCAGGAGAACUGUCACCACCAGCAAGAUAUUCCACUGGUAUGCCUCCGACUUUGGCUCCUCGGAGAGACAGCUUCUGCAGUGGUUGUGUGGCUACCUGCCAGAGGAGACCCGAUCUCAGCUGGAGAGACUCCUGGACUCCGCCCACCCCAUCACCCUGACCUCCAGGGACUACAAUUGGCAACUCAACUCUGAUAGUAGGAGCGCUCUCUAGAGCCACCCCUCAACCCCAGUGCCCCCGUAAUUAUCACUGUCAGAAUUGUACUCCCGUUAUAUAGCAGGUCAUUACUUUCUGGUUACUAUUGUCUAUUUGUGUAGUUGAAGAAAUUAGCUAUUAGCCUGUGUGAUUUUAUAGAAGCGUGCAUAUUAUUAUUAGUGUAUAUAAUUAUAAUAUACCACCUUUGCAAAAUCACCAUACUUUCCACAUGUCGUUUGUGUAUAUAUUAUCGUGUGUACUUGUCAAAUGUGG